AUGGUGUUGAGAUCAGCACGAGCUAUGGGGUUGUUAAGGCUUGAUGGCAUUUUUUCCAGUGAAGAGGGAUUUUCACUGAGCACUGAAGAUCCUGCACAAUCGAUUGGGCGACUACGACACGACAGACGCUUCCUCAUCUCAACCGUCCCCAUCUGUGCGGUUGCCGAAGAGUACAGCUUCUCACUUUGGCCUCCUCUAUCGGGAGAGCUGAGAGACGGCUGCUCUGCUUGA
Podospora bellae-mahoneyi is the source of this 231-nucleotide messenger RNA. RefSeq lists its product as uncharacterized. The transcript has 3 exons. Lineage: Eukaryota; Fungi; Ascomycota; Sordariomycetes; Sordariales; Podosporaceae. The coding region runs from base 1 to 231 and encodes 76 amino acids. The record is from RefSeq and is a predicted model, not a curated record.